AUGAGGGUCUCUCAAAAUGAGCUCCAAGCCAAAACAGACCGAUACCUGUUCAACUACGACACAAAAUUCAACAAAGACAUCAUCUGCGGCAGCAAAGGGCUGUACGUGUACACGGCCUCGGGGCACAAAGUUCUGGACUGGAUCUCAGGCCAGAUGUCCUACCUGCUGGGCCAUGGUCAUCCAGAAAUCGUGAAAGUGAUCGCAGACCACGCGGCAUCGCUGGACCACCUGUUCUCGGGUAAGGUUUCGUCGCCCGUCAUCAGCCUGGGCGAGCGGCUAUGCAACCUGCUCCCACCGGGCCUCGACAAAGCUUUCUUUCUCUCAACUGGAGGAGAAAGCAACGAAGCAGCAAUCAAGAUGGCCAAGGUAUACACGGAGAAAUUCGAGAUUGUCGGCCUGGGCGCUAGCUGGCAUGGCGUGACGGCGCAGGCGCUGGGUCUCCAGUACCACUUCAGUCGCAAGGGCCAGGGCCCGCUGAUGCCAGGUAUGCUAGCGCUACCGCCGCCAAACACUUACCGAUCUAUCUUCCGUUGCGCCGAUGGCUCCUAUGACUGGGAGGCGGAGAUGGAGUACUGCUGGCGCAUGGUCAACAUGCAGUCGUGCGGCUCGUUGGCUGCCUGCAUUGUGGAAUGCAUCCAGUCUUCGGUGGGCAUGCACGUCCUUCCAACGGGCUACUUUGCGGCAGUGAAGCGACAGUGCGAGAAUCGUGGGAUGUUGCUGAUUGUCGACGAAGCCCAAACCGGCGUGGGCAGAUACGGUGACCUCGUGGCGAUCAACCACGAGGGUGUGGUACCCGAUAUUUUGACGUUGAGCAAGACUAUUGGGAAUGGGCUGCCACUGAGUGCCGUUGUUACCAGCGCCAUGAUUGAGCACGUGUGCACCGAGCGCGAUUACUGUUUCUACACGACGCAUGUCAAUGAUCCCCUUCCGGGAGCCGUCGCUGACAAAGUGUUGGAAAUUGUGGUAUGUGACGGGCUGGCCGAGCACUGGCGUGAUAUGGGAAAGCUGUUGCAUGAGGGCCUCAGCAAGCUCAAGGAGAAGUAUGGCUGUAUCGGGGAUGUGAGGGGACGUGGACUCAUGGCUGGCGUUGAAAUUGUCGAGAGCCGCGAGACCCAGACCCCGGCUUUGGCUCUCGGCAAAGCGGUUGGUGAUCGUGCCUAUGAGCUGGGUUUGUGGGCCAAUCUGAGUAGCCACCCCAGCUUCGGUGGUAUCUUCCGUAUUGCGCCUCCUAUCACUCUCAGCAAGGAAUACUCCUGGUACCAUGCCUCUGCGAUUCUUCGUACAAGAAAUCAAGACAUGUGA
Messenger RNA from Penicillium alfredii, 1302 nucleotides. Its product is annotated as class-III pyridoxal-phosphate-dependent aminotransferase. Gene Ontology annotation, molecular function: transaminase activity; pyridoxal phosphate binding. Gene Ontology annotation, cellular component: mitochondrion. Bases 1 to 1302 code for a protein of 433 amino acids. The record is from RefSeq and is a predicted model, not a curated record. The transcript has a single exon. NCBI's taxonomy places the organism in Eukaryota, Fungi, Ascomycota, Eurotiomycetes, Eurotiales, Aspergillaceae.